Molecule: messenger RNA, 1001 nt
Organism: Penaeus vannamei (Pacific white shrimp)
Lineage: Eukaryota; Metazoa; Arthropoda; Malacostraca; Decapoda; Penaeidae
Source: RefSeq, a predicted model, not a curated record
CCACGGCACCUGCGGGAGCCGAGGAUCCGCAGGCGCCGGGAGGCUGCCUGGCCCUGGCGUCGCUCCUCCAGGCGGGCGGGACGUCCCUCAACCACAUGGCAGCGGCCUUGAUCCACGCCCCUGAGCAGGAGGGCGGGGUCAUGUCUCUAAAGCAGGAAAUUCGCGACACCAUGCUGGAGGUCCGGCGGGCGAUCUCGGGCGCGGAGCAGCAGCGGCGGCCGAGGCACUGCCGCGACCUCCAGCACGCCGGCGACGUGGCCUCGGGCGUCCGGCAGGUGUUCCCCUUCCGCGCCGCGCCCGACGCGGUCGCGACCGUCUACUGCGACCAGGACACCGACGGCGGCGGCUGGACGGUGUUCCAGCGGCGGCGGAAGGGCCCUGCGCGCGAGGACUUCUACCGCACGUGGCUCGAGUACAAGCUCGGCUUCGGCCACAUGGACGGCGGCGAGUUCUGGCUGGGCCUCGACCUUCUGCACCAUCUGACCUCGACCGAGCUGCAGGAGCUGAGGGUCGACCUCGAGGACCACGAAGGCGGCGCGCGAUGGGCCAAGUACGGGUUCUUCCACGUGGGAGACGCCGCCGCCCGGUACCGGCUGAACGUCGGCAGGUACAAGGGCAACGCAGGCGAUGGCUUGGCUCCCCCUAGCCACAGCGGCCAGGUCUUCAGCACCCACGACCGCGACAACGACAGCAUCAACAGGAACUGCGCCAUCACGUAUCGCGGCGCCUGGUGGUAUGGGUCGCCGUGCCACACUUCCAACCUGAAUGGCUAUCAGUAUGAGGGCCACCACGAGAGUUUUGCAGAUGGCAUAAAUUGGCACCCCUGGAGAGGGUACAAUUACUCGCUCCAGAGCACGACAAUGAUGAUCAGGCCUGCGUUCUGAUUACCUUAUAUAUGUUUGUGUUACAUAUUACAUGUACACCUUUCUUCAAGUGUAAUUUUAGGGUCUUUUGAACCAUGCUUGUUUGCUGCAGAAUUUUUUGCAUCGUAGUUUUACGAA